UCGCUUGGCUCCUUCCUUCUUUGACUCAACUCUCUCUGUCUCUCUCUCUGCCGCAUCAACGCGUUUUUACUGUCAUUAAUCUCUCAUUCGCUCACCCAUAACAUCCCGCACCCGAAAGACAAGCCAAAGUACUUAAUUUCGACAAUCUCCUUUGACAAAUCCACACGCCAUCCCCCCAUUUUCUUUCUUUCUGCGAAAUUUCCUCUACCCACGUCCCAUUUCCUCUUAUAUAAACUGUCUCUCGUCUUUCCCUCUUCCUCACCUCAUGCCACCGGCUGAAUCUAUCCUAUCUAGUCUAGAAAUACUAGAGACCCGUAUUGAUAUUUAGCUCUAGUGGAAAAUAUUGUAUUUGAUAGUUGGUUUGUGUGAAAAGAAAAAAUGGAGAACAAUCAGUCUUUCUGGCAAUUCAGUGACCAGCUUAGGCUUCAUACCAACAACUUGGCAAAUCUGUCUCUCAACGACUCUAUUUGGGGCAACUCUUAUGUGUCCAAGAGGCCUGAAGAGAGGCGGAACUUCGAUAUCACAGUCGGCGGUGAGGUCAAGUCUCAAAAUUCGGUGAAUUCUGUGAAUGAUUUGAAGCCGAAUUUUAAUGGGUUUAACGAUAAUUGGAAGAUGGGAGUUGGGUCCAGCCGAAUUGGUUCCAUGGGAGGAGGUGUUAAUUCACCUCAAAACAUGGUUGGAGUUGGGCUAAAUGGUGGGUUUAAUAAAGGGAUUUAUUCCAGUCCUUCGUUGAAUUUCAAUACUCACACUAAGGCUAACAACAAUGUUAUGGUGAAUGGUAAGGGGAAAUGGAACAGUAAAGGUGAGGAUGAGCAAAGUCAUGGGUUUGGUUAUGGAGGUAAAAGUGGUAGGAAGAACAAGAACAGUAAGGUUAGCAAUAACGAUAAUAAUAGUGAGAACAGUAAUAAGAAUGGUGUGGACAAGAGGUUCAAGACGCUUCCACCAUCAGAAUCUCUGCCUAGAAAUGAGACGGUUGGUGGGUAUAUCUUUGUAUGCAACAACGACACCAUGCAAGAGAAUCUCCAGAGGCAGCUCUUUGGUUUGCCUCCACGCUACCGAGAUUCAGUUCGGGCGAUAACACCAGGGUUGCCCCUUUUCCUAUACAACUACUCCACCCACCAACUCCAUGGAAUUUUUGAGGCUGCAAGCUUUGGAGGAGCAAACAUCGAUCCAACAGCAUGGGAGGAUAAAAAGAACCCUGGUGAAUCACGAUUCCCUGCUCAGGUGCGAGUUAUGACCAGGCAAGUUUGUGAGCCAUUAGAAGAGGACUCCUUCAGGCCUAUUCUUCAUCACUACGAUGGCCCCAAGUUUCGACUUGAGCUAAACAUUCCAGAGGCUCUCUCUCUGUUGGAUAUAUUUGCAGAAAACAAUCCUUGAACAACAUGUCAUAUAGGCAACACAUCUAACAUACAAUACAGUGAAGAAAAAGAGGAGGAUGAAAGUAGAAAAGGGUUAGAGAGUGAUUUGGCUGCUAUGAUUUGUGAAGAGUUCGAAAGAGGAAGAUGAAUGGAAAAGAGUUUUGUACAUACAGUCUGUAUGAUGAUAUAUAGCCUUUUUGUAUGGAGGCUGUUAUUAGUGUUUGUUGUUCUUUGGCUUGGGGUACAUUUAUAUAAAGAUAAAUAAUGGAAAAUUAAAUUCUAUUUAUUGCGACUUCAAUAUGUACAAGAAAUGAGUGGUAUUGUCGUUUUUUUUUUUUUUU
Messenger RNA from Ilex paraguariensis (yerba mate), 1699 nucleotides. Lineage: Eukaryota; Viridiplantae; Streptophyta; Magnoliopsida; Aquifoliales; Aquifoliaceae. The record is from the annotation of a GenBank genome assembly.